Molecule: messenger RNA, 1155 nt
Organism: Alternaria viburni
Lineage: Eukaryota; Fungi; Ascomycota; Dothideomycetes; Pleosporales; Pleosporaceae
Exons: 2
Coding region: 1-1155 (384 amino acids)
Molecular function (GO): acyltransferase activity, transferring groups other than amino-acyl groups
Source: RefSeq, a predicted model, not a curated record
AUGCAACAUAAGCUUCCCCGCGAGCUCCGGGACAUGAUAUACGACCACAUCCUCUCCCCUGCUCGAGAUGAGUCUCUCUCCAUCAACGACGAUGACCUCGAUGACGUCGACAAGCCAUACCGGGAUAUUAUUGCGGGUUUCGCCGAGGAACGCGGAUACGGAUACGCGCAUAUGUGUAGCGAGAAAUUUGUUGAUCUGGACACUAUGAGCGAGUUUGCACGUCGCUGGUAUUAUCAUACCAAAUUGUGGCUGUUCCUCACACCUGCGGAGGUCGCCGAGUUCUUCGAAACUGACAUCUGGGGUCUCGGUCUGGAAAGCGAUCGUCUAUUGCGCCAUCUCGAAGUCGAAGUGUGCGAACAAGAAGACGAAGACAACGUCACUCCGCUCCAGCAGUGUCUCUUCAAGCUCGCGCCUGGCGCAUCGAUCGUUUUCCACCUGCGAGUAGAUUACAUUUAUGGCCCAGGUGCAUACUCGUAUGACGAGGAAUUCAACAUGUUCCUGCUCUCGGAACGCAUAAGCGCGCUAUUUCCUCUGAUGCUGCAGCUGAUCGAGGCUGGCUAUGAGUUGUAUGGGGCGCUGGAUGGGUAUGAAGACUUUCGCGUCACUCCCGCCACCCUGGACCGAGACCACAAGAUGGACUCAAAAACCUUCCAAUGGGAGCGCACUGUCGCUUCGGGCACCUACCUCAUAUCCUCCGACCGGUCGCUCCUUCCGUACACCUUCGUCCAGGAAGCCUACGCGACGGACGCAAUGUUUUGGGCGAAACCGCUCUCUUUCACGGACCUGUCGACCAUGCUUGACAACAGUCUCACCCUCGGUGUAUACUCUGUUUCGGACGGCAUCAAGAAGCCUAUUGGGAUGGCGCGCUUCAUUACCGACUACACGACGCUCGCCUACCUCACAGACGUCUACCUCGUCCCCGAACACCAGGGCCAAGGACUCGGCAAAUGGCUCAUCGCAUGCUGUCGCGAGAUCUGCGCCGGAAUGGAAAACCUCCGGUGGAUGGUCCUCUUGACCGGCGGCGAGCAAGCGCAAGCGCUCUACAGGAAGGAAUUGGGCAUGACAAAGCUUGACGGGGUGGAGGAGGGGCUGGUUUGUAUGGGGGCUCGGCGGGCAAAACUCACCGAAGCAGCGGGCGCUCCGCCCUCAGCAUAG